AUGUUGGGCAGAUGUCAAUACACCCUCAGCACAUUCGUCGAGAAAAAAAAACCCGGAUUGCGCGAUUGUUUCUUUCCGCAUGAGAAUUUCGGCGAGUAUGUGUCCAGAGGCGCCCGUAUGGUCGUCGAGCUACAGCUGCGAGGCUGUCCCCUGGAGCUUGCCCACGAGUUUGCCGUUCUGGUCCUGUACGAUCUAGUCAUUCUGGUUGACGACAGUCAUUCAUUGCUAGAAGAAUUCGACGGUAAUCAAACAUCGACGUUGCGGACAGUGUUGAGGGCGGUCUCAGAAAUCUACGAGCUGGCACGCGAAGAGGGAAUUCUGUCCGUCCGAUAUCUCAAUUCUCGACAGGGUCAGAAAAACGUCACCACGGAGAAGGUAGAUAAGAUAGUCGCCAAUAUUCGGUACCACGGUCUCAGCACGGUCGGCACACAACUGCAGCAAAAGGUCUUGGAGCCAUUCGUGCAGCGGAAAACGAUGACCAGGCCUUUACUGGCAAUGGUCAUAACCGACGGCAAUAUUGAGGGUGAGAGGAGGGGGACUCUAGAGAAUAACAUCCUCAACUGCCUGGCCAGGCUACAAACCGAUCCGGAAAAGACAGAGCAUGCUGUCGCCUUCAUGUUUGCAAGAAUCGGCGAGAACCGAGACGGCGAGGCCUUUUUGGCGACGCUGGAUGACCAUCAACAAAUCGGCAGGUGGAUUGAUAAUAUACCCGGUGGGUUGAUAUGCAUCCGUUUGGCGAAUUCUACUGACUUCUGGAUGAAGUGGACUGCCACCUAG
Messenger RNA from Tricharina praecox, 777 nucleotides. RefSeq lists its product as uncharacterized. The record is from RefSeq and is a predicted model, not a curated record. The coding region runs from base 1 to 777 and encodes 258 amino acids. The transcript has 4 exons. NCBI's taxonomy places the organism in Eukaryota, Fungi, Ascomycota, Pezizomycetes, Pezizales, Pyronemataceae.